CUGAAGAGCCAACGCUUCUUUCACCAUGCUGACUCCAGCCUUUGAGCUGAGCCAGGAGCCAGACUUCCUUACCCUGGUGAUCCGCGUGCCUUACACCAGAACCUCUGAGUUUGACCUGUACAUCGAUGGAGACGACUUCAAGUUCUACGCCAAGCCGUACUUUCUAAGGUUGACUUUACCUGGAAGAAUAGUGGAGGAUGGAAGAGAAAAAGGAUCAUUUGAUAUCGAUAAAGGUGUGUUCACGCUGCGGGUGCCCAAGGAAAGCCCUGGCCAGCACUUUAAGGGUCUGCAGAUGCUGACGAGCCUGCUGGCGCCCCGCGGGGCCCGGUCUGCCAAGCCCCUGGUGGAGGAGCUGGACCUGGGGCCGUGUGAGGGGGCCACAGGUGCUGAGCUGGGCACGGAAGGAGGAGGAGGAGGAGAUGAAGAGCAGGGUGAUGAGGAAGACGAGGAGGAAGAGGAGUUUGAUUGGCAGGUGGAGCAGACGGCCUACUGUGAGCAGCCAGAGGAGGAGCUGCAGCGACUGCAGAAGUACGGCUUUGGAAACCUGCGCUCUGGCGUCUUCACCAGGCUACAGGAGGAGCUGAGUGAUGUGAUUGACGUGAAGGACCCAGACGGCACCUCUCCAGCGGCCAGGAGAAGAGCACGGCUGGAGGCAGAACGCAACAAGUUUGACGCCGACCAUUAUCUCGCUGACCUGUUUGAAGACGAGGUGAUCCAAAGCCUGCUAAGGUUCCGGCCGUGGUGGAGAGCAGUGAGCUCCAGCUCAGGAUGCAGCUCAGACCAGAACCAGGCAAAGGAAGAGAGAGAGAGAAUGGUGGUGUUUUCGGAGGAGGAGAAGGACCAGAUGAGGAGGUUCUCCAACCGCGGCUACCUGCUGGAUAAGGCGUCCAGGCGGCAGGUGUGGCUGGGGCUCCUGGACAUCCUGCUGGCCUACGCCUACGAGAUCCGGGUCACAGAGGGAGAGCACAGCGUGGAGUCUCCAUGGAACAUCAGGAAACUCAGCGGGACUCUGUGCUGGCUAGAGACGUACCAGAGUGUGCAGGAGGUGCUGGUGUCGUUUGGCAGGAGGGUGCUGUGCUACCCGCUGCACCGCCACUUUGGACUCGCUACCGCCGCCCUGCAGGAUGCAGUACACAUCCUCCAGGCCGGCAAGGCAUGUGUCCUGAAGUGCCUGUUGGAUAUCCACAAGAUCUUCCGAGAGAACGACCCCGCCUACAUCCUCAAUGACCUUUACAUCACGGACUAUUGCGUUUGGAUCCAGAGAGUCAAGUCCAAGCAUGUGUCUGCCCUGUUGGAGCCGCUCCAGAAAGCCACGCUGAGGAAGAGCGACCUGGAGCUGGAGCUGGACGAGCUGGAGGCGGCGGCAGCGCUGGUGGAGGGCGAGGAAGAGGAGGAUGAGGACGAGGGCGACGAAGAGGAGGAUGAGGAUGGUUCAUCGAGCGAAGAAGAAGAGGAGGAGGAGGAGGAAGAAGAGUCGGACAGCAGCGACGACAGCAGCAGUAGCAGUAGCAGCUCGUCAGAGGACGAGGACAGUGACGAUUGUGUGAGCGAACAACUGAGCGCUGCUUGUGUGAUUGUGAAUCAACCACUAAAACAUCAUCAACGUAUGGGGAAAAACAACAACAUCAUCAACAGCAGCAGCAGCCCUUCCCAGCAGCCCUCUCCUCUGUAUGCAUCCACGGAGAACCAAGCCCCGACCCUGACCCCUGCCCCCUCUAUCCCCCUUGUCGUUUUUGCCCCGUCCUCCUCCCCACUCUCUUCCCUUGCUGGAGGAGGAGGAGGAGGAGGAGGGACGGAGAGCCAGCGCUCUGGGCGCCUGCUCAUCGAGGAGUUGGGAGAGCAGCUGGAGGAGGGGCUAAGGAUCACAGGAGCAGCAGCGCAGCCCGAGGAAGCACCUCCCACCUCCUCCACCACCACCAGCGCGAGGAGCACGGAGCCUGAGUGCAAGAGACAGCCAGAGGGAGAGGGAGAGGGGGAGGGGAAACAAAAUGAGGAAAAAGGGAGGAGUGAGCCGGCAGCGCACACACACUCGUCGAGCGCGGUCAGGAGCGAGCGGACGCUUCUGGCAUCUGGUCCGCACAGGAACCCUUUGCUGCUCGUGGUCGACACGGCCAAGGACCAGGAGGACAUCUUGGACAGUGAUGACCAGGAGGAGCCCGAUGACUGAUUAGUGUUUACGUGAUCCCUGAUGAAAUAUGGUGAUUUAACACAGCAGAAGGUUUGUGGGACUUGUGCACAGCCUGAUUUGUCUGCUCAUCUGUUACGAGACUAGUACGUUUACUGUACCUCCAUGUAUCUACUCUGCAGGAUCACAUUAUGUAGCCCCUAAGGCUUAAUUGAGAGCCCGCUAACGUUUGUUGUUGUAAGUAACAUAUUUGCUUUAAUCAAGGUGCAUCGGUACAUCAUGUAGGCCUGUUGUUUGUUAUUUCUUACCAACUUUUUGUAUUAAACAUUUAAAAAGGAGA
Molecule: messenger RNA, 2465 nt
Organism: Engraulis encrasicolus (European anchovy)
Lineage: Eukaryota; Metazoa; Chordata; Actinopteri; Clupeiformes; Engraulidae
Gene: shq1
Product: SHQ1, H/ACA ribonucleoprotein assembly factor
Exons: 12
Coding region: 26-2167 (713 amino acids)
Biological process (GO): box H/ACA snoRNP assembly
Cellular component (GO): nucleoplasm; cytoplasm
Source: RefSeq, a predicted model, not a curated record